Messenger RNA from Podarcis lilfordi (Lilford's wall lizard), 15446 nucleotides. NCBI's taxonomy places the organism in Eukaryota, Metazoa, Chordata, Lepidosauria, Squamata, Lacertidae. The record is from the annotation of a GenBank genome assembly.
AUGGCUCCGGAGGGCGAUCGACUCUUUUCCUGGGCGGCUGCGGCGCUCGCCCUGCUCCUGGCCGUCUGGCUCGCCCGCUUCCUGCUGGACCAAUGCUGGAAAUACGUGCAGCUGAAGCCCAUCCCGGGGCUCAGUCCCUGGUACCCGCUGCUGGGCAACGCGCUGCUCUUUGAACGCGAUGGGGAAGGUAAAAGGCAGGCAGGCAGAGAAAGCGCGCACGGAGUUUUCCCAGGCAGGUGGGGCGAGAGAAAUCGAAUAGGCUACUAGGUUUUGGCAAUCUUCACCUGCCCACUGUGACACAUUCUGGAAAGGUACAAAUAGGAGGCAUUGCGAAAUAGCCUCCCUGCGCCUCUUCCAAACGCAUCUUCUCCCUGGAGGUGGCUGAAAUUCUGCCUUUCCAUGUAUCUCUUAAUUUCAGUAAGGUGCGAUGCCCCGUCUCCGCUCGGAAACGCACCUUAACCAUUUCCAUGUAUGCAGUAUCGGGAUGAUUUUGAUGUAGCGAUCCCUCCCCCCUUUUUAACUGCAGAUGUGUGAGUAAUUUUUCUUAUACAGUGGUACCUCAGGUUACAUACGCUUCAGGUUACAGACCCCGCUAACCCAGAAAUAGUGCUUCAGGUUAAGAACUUUGCUUCAGGAUAAGAACAGAAAUGGUGCUCCGGCAGCGCGGCGGCAGCAGGAGGCCCCAUUAGCUAAAGUGGUGCUUCAGGUUAAGAACAGUUUCAGGUUAAGAACGGACCUCCGGCACGAAUUAAGUACUUAAUCCGAGGUACCACUGUAUUCCACAUAGCACUUUUGAAAGAGCUUUUUCCUCAUCCCGCCGGUGCAAGAAAGUCUGGACUCCAGAUCAGUUGAGAAUAUUGAUUCAAGGGUGUGCUCCUGUGUGUGCAGCAUAAUUUGGGAAGAAUUGGAAAUUCAUAAAUAGGGUCGUAGGUAAUUUCUGUAUAUACCCUGCUUAUCUAGAAGCAUCAUCAUUAUCCAAAUGUUAGAUGUCCAGAGUUGCAUAACAGAAAGUAGCAAGUUUUCCCCACUGGAAAAUGCACAUUUUAUUUCCUCCUCUUCACAGAAUUGUGGAUUUGGAAGCGACCCAAGGGCCACUUAGUCCAACACCCCUGUAAUGUAAGAAUCACAGGUAUGAUUUAUAGAUUUACUGUAGUGUGCAAUUUACAGUGGCACCUCAGGUUAAGUACUUAAUUCGUUUCGGAUGUCCGUACUUAACCUGAAACUGUUCUUAACCUGAAGCACCACUUUAGCUAAUGGGGCCUCCUGCUGCCGCCACGCUGCCGGAGCACGAUUUCUGUUCUCAUCCUGAAGCAAAGUUCUUAACCUAAAGCACUAUUUCUGGGUUAGCGAAUUCUGUAACCUGAAGCGUAUGUAACCUGAGGUACCACUGUAUUGCUAAAAUCCAGCGCACCCAUCCUUAUAAUUGUUAUGUACUGAUUUGAAUAGGAUCCAAACUGCAGCAGUCUGGUUGGUCCUAGAACAAUAGGAUCCAAAAUGCAGCAGUCUGAUUGGUCCUAUAACAAUAGGAUUCAGAAUGCAGCAGUCUGAUUGGUCCUAGAACAAUGCAGCAGUAUUAUUGGUUGGCAGGAACCACCCAAUCAUGCUCCAGAUAGAAGUGAAUCCACAACCUGAUUGGCUUACAGUAGAAUUCCGGAACUAGCCAAUCAUGUGCAGCCCAUUGUGUAAAUAAUGUAUAUAAAACAGAUACUUUGAGGGGACAUUCAUUCAUUCCUCCUCACCACUAUGAGCUGAAUAAAGAGCAUGAAAUCACUUUGCGACUCUGAGUAUAUUUCAAUAAUAAUAAUAAUCAUUAUUAUCAGUUUAUUAUCCCAUAGGGUAGUAGUGUUAUGCUAUAGCAGAAAACAAAAAUGAAAAAAGUCCCGUGAUACAUGAUUAAAGACUUCACAGUUUUUUUUAAAGGUAUACUGUAAUAUUUGUAGAUAAGAUUUCAAAACAUUAAAGGAAGGGAAUCAAUUUAUUUAUGGGAUUUGUUUCAGGUGCCAAAUUGCCUGGGGAUUUGCUCCAAAGUAGACAUAGCUAGGCUUGCAACCGUGAGCUUGCACAAGAUCUUCUGCCGUAGGAAUUUAAUGAAUAAUAAAACAAACGCUUUCAACACGGCAAAUCGGUGGGGCUUACUUCGGAGUAGAGCCAUUUAGGUUUCCAUUGUGAACCCAUUCAGGCGCUAGCACUCUCUCAAGCUCCGCCUUAGACGCCCUCCCUGCCCGGGUUUCUUGCUCUCCUCCUCCCUCGAGCCAACAUGUCAGCUUUCCUCCAGCACCGCACCUUCACCAUCCCUCGCCCGGCUCAGAAAAUGACGCCUCCACGUUAGGCUCUGCCUGGGUUGAGCUGCUCGUCAGAAAGCAUCUCCCCGGAAACCUCUCGGGGUUCCUCCCCCCCCCCACCGCGUUUGCCGCCUCUGUUUCGCUGCUCCGCUUUGUCCUCGAGAAAGGAAGACGCCAACUGAAAUAUACUCGGAGUGGAGAGUAGAUUUCAUGCUCUUUAUUCAGCUCAUAGUGGUGAGGAGGAAUGGAAGUUCCCCCAGAAUGUCUGCUUUAUAUACAUUAUUUACACAAUGGGCCCCACAUGAUUGGCUAAUUCCGGGAUUCACCUGUAGGCCAAUCUGGUUGCGGAUUCACUUCCACCUGGAGCUGGAUUGGGUGACUCCUGUGGACCAAUCAGACUGCUGCAUUCUGGACCCUAUUCUAGGACCACUCAGACUGCUGCAUUCUGAAUCCUAUUGUUCUAGGACCAAUCAGACUGCUGCCUUUUGGAUCCUAUUCAACUCAGUACAUAACACCAACCAAGCCGGCUCCCCUCUCUAUGAAGGGCUUUGCUUGGCUCACAGCUGCCAGCUUGCUGCCUUUUCCUUUCUCAGGGAAGAGGGGCGCAGCGGUGAUUCGGAGGCGGCAAACGCUGAGUUUCAGCGCUGCACUGCAGGUGCUCCAUUAUGGAAACCGUUCCCCUUGCAGUUCUGCCCUCUUGUGCCUUGGGAGCAGGGUGAAGUUGUAACAGCGCCAUUUUCAAAAUCGAGGCACCACCCCCGAAGCGGCUUGCCUCAUGGAAAGGCCGGCCAAGGGCAGCAGGUUGGAUCUGCUCCACCUGCCUCCAAUGGGGAAUCAUCGCCUCACCUUGCUCGGCCAGGGCAAGGCUGGCCCGCAAUGGAAUGGGAAGCAGCUCUGGAUUGAGGGCGCGCAAAAUAAUAAUAAUAAUAAUAAUAAUAAUAAUAAUAAUAAUAAUAAAAUAAUAGUAUAUUUAUAUGGGUACGCAACUUAGGUUGGGGCGUCAAAUGUUGUCCUUGCUCAGGGCGCCAUAGUACCCAAGUCCGCCCCUGCUGGAAGGCGCUCCUUGGUGAGGAGAGCCCUUCAGGCUGAAGGGCCAAGCAGACAGGUGCAGUGUCCAGAGUUCAUUCAUUAAAAUGUGCCUUAAUACCAACGUAGUAAUAAUACCAUACACAGAAAUAAUAUCACGAAUCAGCAGUACUAUCAGUCCACACAACCUCAGAGUCACCAAAACAAUUACAGCAAAGGUAUUUCUAAUCUUCGCUGCUAGUGCAAGAAGAGUUGCAAAGCUGUUGCUAUCACUCCAAAGAAAUGGCUUUUUUCCUCCAAACCUCAGUGUUCCUACUUCCAUAUGUUAUAUUCAGAAAUCUCUCUUGAAUCAGUAUAUAAACGUCAGGUUAACAAUUACACCUAAUAGUGGCCACAGAUACAGAAUUUGCCUUCGUAAUAGACCUUGUUAUAGCACAGGGGUUGGCAAGGUUUACCUCGCCUGGGCCGGUUCACUCCAGUGGAGACCCCUCCGUGGGCUGGAUCAUGUGUGUGUGUGGGUGUGUGUGAGCGCACGCGCCUGUUAUUUCCGGUGUCUGCAUCUGUGCAGAUAUGAUUUCUGGCAUCUGCGCAUGCGCCGAGGUGAUUUCCAGCGCCACAGAAGCGAGUCUCCACACCAUGCUACACUGGUUUAGUGUAGCACGUGGGGACUCACCGAGUGGGCAGCUCAGUUCGGGGGUGGCUUGUGGCCCCUGUGGGUCGCUUGUGGCCCAUGGGCCUUAGGUUGCCUACCCCUGUUAUAGCACUUAUCCAGGAUUGCAGUUGGCAUCACUUGAAUAAAAGCUUUUAUUAGGGAAACAGGCUUGAGUUUAGUUAAAUAACUGGCUCUUAAAUGCUUGUUUUAGAAAAGAGAAAAUUUAGAGUUCUUAAUUAGCUGCAAUUCCUUUCUAGAAUCUUACCUAGCUAAGCCAGAUCAGGAUUUAUUCAGGAAUUCAUGAAACACAAACUUUCAUGAUAGGAAUGUAUUUGCUUAGGUGCAGAUGUUUCUUCUGUCAUGGCUACAUUGACUGACCAGUUAGAUAGACUUUCAUUAAACAUAUAUAUAGCAGGACUUCUUUGUGCCUCACCUUCUGUACUUAAAUCACUUAGGACCGAGGCUGUCUGUUCAGGACAUAUCUAUUGCUUCUUGAUCCAUCUGCUUUACGGUUACUUCUGGCUCCCUUUCUCCAGUUAUAUGGUCACAAUAAUCAAAUAUGGAUUAUUUUGUAUGCAAUGUCAGAGUGGGGCACACUACCCAUCAAUCAUGCAGUGCCCCUUUGUAUGGAAUCACCCAUAAAAGAGCCUCAUUUUAUAUGGUCAAAUUGAUUUCUAAGCAAAUCUGAAUAUGCCCUUUGAUGGGAAUGGCUGAGCAUGCUAUAUAAAUUAGAACUUUAUGUGAAAGUGGGAGGUUGGAAUCAGCUCCUUGUCUCUCGCAAUCUGAAUUUGGGAAGAGGGUUCUCUUACUGUGUGGCUGUUGAUCUUAGCUUAGAGUAUGUGAUAUGAGAACAAGUAGCGUAGAGGUGGUGUCUUUGAAUUCCUCAAUUUCAUACUGGAUGCAUGUUUUCCCAGCUUUCUUUCAGCAAAUGAUAAAUUCCAUGGAACCCUUCCGGAACGUCCCACUGAUGCAACUUUGGAUAGGACCACAUCCCGUUGUGCUCUUAUAUCGUCCAGAAACUGUAGAGGUGAGGUUGUCAUUCUUAGACUUUACUGCAUGGCUGGGGAACUCCCCAGCAGCACUACCAAAACCCACCAUCCCCUGAGUAUAAUCUGCCAAACAGUCAUGCCUAGAGAGGAUGGUGAAUAGGACCAAAGUGUCAGCCAAAAAUGGGGGUGGGAGAGUAGAGCUGCCCAUUCUCUUUCAUACACUGGUGCACUCUUAUGAAUAUUUACUCAAAAAUAGGUCUCAUUGUGUCUAAUGGGGCUUGCUCACUUUCUUGGGAGCAAGCUCCAUUAGAUUCAUUGGAACUUAUUUCUGUAUAGACUCAGAUGGGAUUGCAGUCUAAAGACUCCUGGGAAUAAGUCCUGUGGAAGCUGCUAGGACUUAAUUUCUAAGAAAUAUAAAGAAAGGUGCCAGAUCAGAUAUGGGAUCCUUCUGAAAAAUACUACUGUAAUCCAAGAACAUGAGAGAGAGAGUAAUAGUUUUUCCAGUGCGGGCACUCAAGAAAACCUUGCACUUCAUUUUGUAGGAUGAGCAUGAGGAUUAUGCUUAAUGCAGAUAUUCUGUCUGAAGAUCUUAGCUGAGUGCUAUUCAUCAACAGUGUGGAGGUGGUGUUUUUCAAAAAGCAAAUGCCAUAAUAUCUGCUCUGAUUUAUUUAUUUAUUUAUUUAUUUUAAAACCGGGUGAAGUCCCCCCCCUUCCUUUGGUAGGAUUUUGACAAGUGCAGCUGUUUUAAUGCAAAUUACUGGAUCCUGUUAAAAGGGACUGAAAUCACUUGCAACUGCCAGCUGCAUGGAAUAGGUCUAGGGUUGCUGCCACUUAUGCUGGACAAAGAGCUUGAAAGCAGAUGGUCCUCCAGAUGUUUUUGGAUCCCCCUCCCUCCAUUGCUGACCAUAGGCCAUGUUGAAUGGGGCUGAUGGGAGUUGGGGUCAACAACAUCUGGAAGGCUACAGGUUCUCUCCACUCCCGAUUUAAAUGAUGCAGUUUCAGCAAAAGGAAGAGCAGCCACAUUUGCUCUCCCAGUCCCAUCAUCUGUCCCCCCCACCUCAUUUUCUCUGAAGCACAGCUGACACCCUCCUUGCCACAGCAAGCAAAGGAGGUAGAUUGAAGCAGAUGGGCUGAACGGGUGGGAGCAAGAAAUAUGGCUGCUUUGUUCCUUGGAAUUCUAGGCUUCAGCCCUAUAAUCCACAUUCUGGAAUACAUGAAGAAAUAAUAAAGAGGGGGUAUGUGUGUCGAGAGCCGUUCCUUGAAGAUGGGUUCACAGCAGCCCUCAUGGGUGGGUGGGCAGAUCUCCAUCACUUGCAAGAGUGAGACAGAAGAGAAAAUUCCAGCAGGACACCUGUUGAAGUUCCUUCUUCAACACAGCUAUUAAAGGUGCUGGAGUUCUGCCACAUUUUGCAUCUAGCCAACCUACUUACAGACUAGGUUCUCCUGGCAGAAGGAAGGGCCCUCAGGCAGGCUGGAAUCAGGCCCCUUUUGCUAGGAUCUUAAUAGCAGAGUCAUUAUCCUGCUAAAACUGGUCUUACAAAUAAAGGUGGACAUGGUGAUAGGGAAACAGAGUUGACGCAGGGAAAGAAGCAUCUGACAAUGAUGUUGGAGACAGAUUGUGUUGCUGUCUGCAGCUCCCUAUGGAGGCAGGCCUUCCACUUGGAAAAUGACACGAUGCCCCUAGCUGCCUGUCACGCAGCAGGAGCCAAGAACAGAUGCCAAAUGUGGUUUUCAGUGCAACAUGCACCUUUCUGAGAAUUUCAACUGCUUUCGCAAUUAUCAAAGAACAUUUGAAAGUACAUGAGUAAUUCCCGGUAUACACUAGAUGGCGAAUGAGCUGAGCCAAGUUCAGGUGACCUGGGAUGUCCUUUUGACCUCCACACAUUGAUUGAGCUUUCAGAACAGAUGUGUGCACUCACAGGUCCUCACAUCCUUACAAUGUACUCUAAAAAGAAAAAGAAUGAAAACGCAAGUUGUAGAAGGGAGCCCUAUGGCGGACAGGCUCUGGGUCUGCCUCUUGGUGACCUAGCAACCAGUGGGAGCUAGUGAGUCCAUCAGCCAAUCAGGAGAAAGAGUGUGGGAUUCAAGUUAGAUUCAUAGAAAGGCAAAGUCAAGAAGUUACAUUUUUGCUUGCUUCUGUUGUCAGGUAGUGUUGAGGAGCUCUAAGCAUCUUGCAAAACCCUUUAUCUACACAUUUUUGCAUCCUUGGCUGGGCACAGGACUCCUAACGAGGUAAACGGACCCGAAACAUAAGUGGGAAUUGUACCCUUUUGUCCUACCCUCUGGAAUACAAUGUAGCUGGUGUGUUCAGAGCCGGUUGGGUUAUCAGUCCUGCCACACAUGUAUAAUGAAUGUGUGAAGGAGGAAGUGGGACUGGGGUUACAGGCCACACCCAUGUAAGCCCACUGACCACACAACACCUGCACAUGUCCUAUUGAGUGUGUGGACUUUGGAGGUGGGCUGGUGGGUGUAGUCUUGCUCAAUUCUCAAGAAAAGUACUGAAGAGCUGAUUGGUGCUGACUUCAGGACCUGCUUUUAGCAGAGGUCAGCUGCUCUCUAUGGAGUUCUCCACUGGUUGGUUGUAGUGGGCUUUGAAGGCAGCACCAAGCAGCUGAUUGAUACUGACUUUAAGGCUCUUGAUGGUUUAUUUGCAGCCACAUCACACAGAUGGCAUCAUGUAUCUUUGCAUAGCUCAGUUGUGCUGAUAACACAAAGGUCUCAUGUUUGAUCCCUAUAUGGGGCAGCUGCAUAUUCCUGCAUUGCAGGGAGCUGGACUAGAUGAUCCUCAGGGUCCCUUCCAGCCCUACAAUUCUAUGAUUUGAUGUGAGGGCAAAAAUGAAAUGGCCUAAUGACCAAAAUUGAAACCUCAUCCCUGUAUUAACAUAAAACUAGUUGGGGGAAUCUGCAGUGAGCUGGAAGUUUUCAGCUGGUAGCUGGAGCAGGAAAGAGAUAAUAGUUUAUGAAGAAAGAGCCUUAGGAGGUGACCACUCAUUGCCAAUCCAGAAUUGGCAUUGAGAUCCAUGAGAUUUGAAAAGUGGUUUAUUGCUUGAACAUCACCAUACUAAUGACCUCAGUCUGCUAGGUGCUGGUCUUUAUGUGGUCAAUCAUCCUUUUAUGUAGCCUAGGCAAGGGAGCACCAGCAGGUUCAGGGAAACCCCAAGGUUUCCAGUGCCAAAUCUUUAUUGCAGGGAUGGGGAGACAAUGUGGAAAUAAACCAGUAAAAAACACAUUGGAGACUGAACAUGAUCUGUGACUAUGGGCUGUUGACUGUUAGAGAGAAAAAUGGUCAGUUUGGGGUGAGGAAGAAUGGAGUGUCUGGAAAUCUGAACAGGAGCACUGCACACUGCAAUGUUUUGUUCCAGGUCCUGCUUGAAGGCAUUCAUGUUUCAGUCUUUGUUUUGCAGCACUGGAGGCAAAUGGCGGUCCCGAAGGAAAAUGUUAACACCCACCUUCCAUUUUACCAUCUUAGAAGAUUUCCUCGAAGUGAUAAAUGAACAAGCCAAUGUCCUUGUUCAGAAACUUGAAAAACAUGUGGACAAGGAACCAUUCGAUUGCACUUUAUACAUUACUCUGUGUGCCCUUGAUGUAAUUUCUGGUAAGUGCAGUUGCUGCUGCCAAAGUGUUGCAGUGAAUGAGGUUUAAACGUCCCUGCUCAUUUGUUGGACGAAUGGACAUUUUUGUGAGAUCUGACCAGAAGAGUUGUUCUUCUUGUAACAAUUUAUCUAAAUUAGACACAUGCCAUUUUAAAAAUAAUGUGAAUAGCUUGUUGUUCAUUUAAAUUCUGUCAACACUGAGCUUGAUGGGCCCUCUGCUCCGAUUAUGUCCCAUUCUUGGUUUCUAGGAGAAUGAUUCUUCAUUUGAUUUCUCUCUCUCUUCUGUUCCUAGAAACAGCUAUGGGCAAGAACAUAGGAGCACAACACAAUAAGGAUUCCGAAUAUGUCCAAGCUGUCUACAGGUAGUUGUUAGUGGGAUGACGCAUUCCAGCAGCAAGGAUUUGGAACCUGUGGCCUGUCAAUGGUCAGGGAUGCUGAUAGUUGGAGUCUCAACAGCAUCUGGAUGGCCACAGGUUUCCAUCUCUGAAGCAGAGCCUUGAUCCACAGUGUCUUCCUGGGGGGGGGGGGUUACAUGGAAAAAAGGCCCUUUCCCUUCCACCAUGCAGAUAUAAUAAUAAUAUUAAUACUACCACCACCACUUCUACUAAUAAUAACAACAACAAUUUUGUUUUUAUACCCUGCCCAUCUGGCUGGGUUUCCCCAGCCACUCUGGGUGGCUCCCAACAGAAUAUGAAUAUUAUUAUUAUUAUUAAUAGUGAUAAAAGAUCAAACAUUAAAAGCUUCCCUAAACAGGGCUGCCUUCAGAUGUCUUCUGAAAGUCAGAUAGUUGUUUAUUUCCUUGACAUCUGCUGGGAGAGCGUUCCACAGGAUGGAUUCCACUACUGAGAAGGCCCUCUGUCUGGUUCCCUGUUACCUCACUUCUCGCAGUGAGGGAACCACCAGAAAGCCCUGGGAGCUGGACCUCAGUGUCCGGGCUGAAUGAUGGGGGUGGAGAUGCUCCUUCAGUAUUUAACCUGAACUUGACUGUCUGCAUGAAAAACUUGCAAAGGCCUGCUUUGUACAAUCUUCCUCCCUACCCUUCCUUUUGGAGGUGGAUUGUGCGAACCGGGUUGAAUGAUUAUGUAGAAGCCCCGUUCACACUGGAGGUGACCUGUGCAGUGGAGGGGCUGAAAACGGCUCAAGCUGUAUGUCCUGAGCUGGGGCUCUGUGUAUCUGUUUCACAUGUAUACCAUAUUUCUCAUGACGCUAAUUUGCUCAGAUUAGUAGCAAUACAUCUGGGCUCUUUCCUGUACUUCUCGUCAUUUUCUUAGGGAUGUACCCAGCUUUGUUGCUUGUUUCCCUAGGAUGAGUGCUCUGAUUCAACAAAGACAGAAGUCUCCCUGGCUCUGGCCUGACCUUCUGUACCUCAUGUUCCAAGAAGGAAGAGAACAUUACAGGAGUCUGAAUAUACUUCACAGCUUUACUGAUAAUGUAAGCUGCUGCAUUUUCUAUUUCAUAGGCACAGAUACCAAAAGGUAUUCACAGUUGUGACCCUCCCAGACUUUGGAGCCCUGCUCAGAGCAUGUCAGGCUGGGCAAAAGUUUGCUCUCUCCACUCCCAGCCUUUGUGUCUUUAGGGAAAACAUCUAAUGACGGCUUGAGGGUGUUUUUUCCUGAACUUGCUUACAAGGCUUCUGAAAUCUGGAUCCCCACAUUAUCAGUGUUCCAGAUUGCAAAGAGUGUUGUGUAUUCAGGCAAUUGUGCUCCCAAGCUCCCUUUAUACGUUUGCAUUCAACGAACGAAGGUUAGCUUAGAGACAUUGGGGGGCAGGACCAAAGUGACACCCAUUUUCUUCUACACCCCUUGGCUCCUGAAUGUCCAGGAUGACAUGCCAUGAAGAGCACUAUUUUCUGUAGUUUAUGUGAAUCCAUCCAUCCAUCCAUCCAUCCAUCCAUCCAUCCCAGUUAUAUUUUUCCCUGUCGUAAAAGUGCAUGUGGCAAUUCCCAUUUUAUCUUCACCACAUGCCUGCAAGGCAGGCUGUGCUACAAGAGAAUGACUCAACCUUCAGGCUACCUAUUGGGGUUCAUGGCUGAGUUGAGAUUCAAACUCAAGCUUCAGUUCAACACUAUCCACUGUGCCUCACCAGUAACAGUUUGUUAUUGCCAAGACAUCAAAUGCAUCUUCAUAACCGGGUAUACAGACCUAGCACAGGUUCAGGGGACAACAGAGAUAGCUAGUCAUGUUAUUUGGUACUGCAGUGAGUGCACACACUGGAUCCUGCAAUCUGAGAAAUGAAUGGCUUUUUUGUUUUUAUUAUCUAAGGUCAUUGAAGAAAAAGCUCAAGAACUAAAAAACCAGGAGCAGCAUAGAAGCAAUGCUGUCAGCAAUGGUGAACAAAGUAGGCACAAAGUCAGGAGAGCUUUUCUUGAUAUGCUUCUGAAUGCCACAGAUGAUGAUGGGAAGAAGUUGAGCUAUCUGGACAUCCGAGAGGAAGUGGAUACUUUCAUGUUUGAGGUAUAGAAUGCCCAGUACAAGAGUGCUAAGAAAAAAGCGCACCAAGAACUCUGGCCAAUAUAAGUUUCAAUAGUGGGAGUUGUCCCUACUCAAGUACAAGAGUGCUGGCAUAGCAUGGUGGUUAAGGAUGCUAUCCUGUACCCAUAUAUCUGGGAGUAAACCCCAUUGAACUCAAUGGUGUUUACUUCCAAAUAGAGAGGUGUAAGUGUUAAGAGGCUGUUCUACAAGUCAAUAAAUCUCCGGCUAUAGGCAAAUGUCUACACAUGGGACCUACCAUAGCAUACUUCAGCUUAGUGCUGAAAAAAGUACCUAGGCUUGGUUUGAGCUUGUUAAGAGAAAAUAAUUGAAAAUAAUUGUUUCAGAUACGUGUUGGCUAAUUUAACACAUGUAAAACUUUGCUGUAGAAAAUAUGUAUCUGAAACUGCCCUUAGCUAGAUGGUAAGCUUGCAUUUGCCAUACCCGAUUAGUCUGGUAUUCUCUUCCAGUGGAGCCUAAAUAAAUUCUCAAUGAUGCAUCUUAUUUCAUUGACAAUACAUGGGCAUGGAAUAAAUCAUUGCCUGAUAUUAAUUUGCUUUAAUAAAGAAAACAAAGAACUACUUGCACACAAACAGCUGCCAGACAGAUUGCUUAAUGGUAGUUCAGUGAGUAUAAUUAAAACCUGACUUGAUUCACAGAUAACUUUGUUGUGUGUGUUUGCCCUCUGGUGGUUAUAGCGGCAUGGUUGUUUAUUUAUUAAUCAUUUAAUUCCAUUUAUGAAUUCCUUCCUUUUUAAAUAUCUCAGAAGUGCUUUAACAAUACAAAGAAUUUAAGAAUACAAUGUAUAAAACAGUUCCAAAUCCAGAUAUAGAUGGGGAUAAAAAAAAUCCCCACUUAAAAUGCUUGUUGAGAAAGGAAGGUCUUCGGUGGGCAUCAAAGAGGCAAGAGGGAUCUAUCUGCCUGCUGUCUAGUGGGGGCAGUUCCAAAGGAACUCUUGUUUUCAAUUGACUGAGACAUGGGAAGUGGGGGUCAGUUACAAUGCAAUGAGCGAAAACAAAGGAAAACAUGUUUUUAUACAAGAGAUUGUUUUUCUAUGAAAUAUGCAAUUGUUUUAUACAUGACACAUUUGGGAUUGUGUGAAAGCAGGAAAGGUGGGAUAAAAAUAAAAUAAUAUCACAUGUCACAUGUCACAUAUCAUAUAAAAUAAAAUGAAGAUACCUAAAAGCCAAGCAUCAGUGUAUAUGUUUGUUUCAUAUUUAGAUAGGUGUGUUAACCAUCCUCCCAAGAUCUUUUCAGAUAUGAGAGUGACUCAGGAAUGUCAGUUUGUCUUUAGCACAUGGAAAAUGACCAGGCCUGGAAGAAACCCUGGGACAUGGUCUUCCUUAAUUUCCCCCCAACACUUACAAGACUUACUCUUGUGUAUGUGGCUGGUGCCUUCAAAUUUUGGAUUUGUGCUAAGAAAAACUGCUGUGAGUUUCAGAGGGUGUGAAAUACUUUGUUUAGGCCUUGGAUUGGGACAUCAUUCUAAUGGCUGAGGAUCCCAUUUUUCUGAUAAACAUUAGACCUCUUUCAUUUUUUCCUUCAAGGGUCAUGAUACUUCUGCUUCUGCCAUGAAGUGGUGCAUUUACUUGCUUGCAAGUCAUCCAGAAGCCCAAAGAAAAGUUCACCAUGAACUUGAUGAGGUUUUUGGUAAGUUUCUUUUUCUUUUCUGUGGGUAUAAACCUGGGUAAGUAUGUGUCAGGGAACUGCCAUCAGUGCCGGAGGGAGAGAGCAAAAGCCAGAGGGAUUAUAGAGAGCCUCCAGGGAUCGGGAGAAGCAGCUCCUCUUCUGGGGAAAAGAAUAAAUGCAGCUCCAGUGGAGAGGGGGUGCAGGAGUCGGAAGUGGGGAGGCGGUCCCACGACUCCUUGCCUGGGACAAGCGGGGAAGGAAGGGGUCCUCCGCUGCCCACACCCUCUCUGCGCAGAAGGCUUUUGCGCAGAGAGGGAAGGCGGAGACUGGGCAUCAAGGAGCUUCUUUGCUGGAAGAAGUUUAAGAAACGCCUACUCACAGAUUCUGCCAGCGAUUGAGUCAGCCACGGGUGAGUGGCUCUCCGAACAGAUAAAGUCAAAUUAGCAGCCAGCCAGGGAGAGAUUUGCCUGCUUGCGCACGAGCAACCCCUUGGAAACUUAACAGUAUGGUAUGCAGGAAUACUUCUGGGUACUCAUGAAUAUUUGUUGAUUCUUCUAAUGCAGAGACGGAGAAGCUCUUGUAAAAUAUUGAGGCUUAACGGCAUAAAAUAUUUUGUGGAGAUUUCCAUUUGCAGAGAAUUGUAGCAAAUCGCCUGUUGCUUAAGAGCGAUGUGUUGAUUUGUAUUUACAAUGUAUUUUGUAACAGGUUUAAAGACAGCUUGCAGUAAAACUUUGAAACACUUUAUUGGUGUGUAAAGCUCAUUUAAUCAUACCCUGUACGAGGCCAGAUCAGAGAAUUCUGCUCAUAUAAGUCCAGUACCUUUGGCCCAGCAUGAGUCCCAGUUUGGCCCAUGAAGCUGUUUUCACCAAAUCAUACCCACUUGCCCCUCCAUGUCUAACAGGAAACAUUUAAAUAAUAAACUCUGUAGGUGGGGUCUACUCUGGCUUGGCAUAUUUCUCAAAGGCUCCCUAAUAACUUUCUGCAGAUACAAUCAAUGAUGCUUAGCAUCCUUUCCCUUCGCCAGACAAUGAUGCUCCGCUGGUUUAGCUCCCUUAAGAGGGACCACCUAUAAGAGGAUUGCAGCUAGUCUCAUACCAAAAACAAAAGAGACGGAAGUUAGUUAGUUAGUUAGUUAUUUUGCUGGCAAAGUGGGGCUAUGAGUGCUUGGAAGCUCUAUCCUUUAGUAGCCUCAGCAGCUGGCAACUCCUUCUGUUGACAAAACACCGUUCGGGAGUCAGGAAGCUGGCCUAAUGCUUUUUAUGCUUUAUCUCAACCUCUGGCUUAGGAAGACAUGCUGACUUGCAUCCUAAGCCUAAGCAUAGAACUGAAUUAUGGCAGUGACUGAACUAGUCCCUCAAAUGUCCCCUGUUCCACCAUCCUUUAAAAAUAGGUGUCUGAACUUCAAAGUUAGGAUGCAUGUUUUGCUGGUAAUCAAUAACACAUGUUUCUCUAACUGCCUCUUGUUAUCUUAUCAGGGGACUCGGAUCGUAAUAUCACAAUGGACGAUUUGAAGCAACUACGGUAUCUGGAUUGUGCUAUUAAAGAAGCUCUUCGCCUUUUCCCUUCUGUUCCAUUUUUUGGCCGUACACUGAGUGAGGAAUGUUAUGUUAGUAAGUAUUUCAAGCGGGUUUAUUUAUUUAUUUACUUUAUUAAAUUUGUAUACUGCCCUAUACCCCGUAGAUCUUAGGGAAGAUUCACAGCAUAAAACUACAAAAUAAAAAAUACAUAAUAAAAAUGAAAACAAGCCAAUAAUCCGCCCCUCCUUCCACAACACAUUUUAAAGGGGCAUCUGAUGUCAAUCAGCCAAAGGGCUGGUUAAAGAGGAACAUUUUCGCUUGGUGCCUAAAGAUGUAUAAUGAAGGCGCCGGCUGAAUCUCCUUGGGGAGAGCAUUCCACAAAUACGGAACCAUCACAGCUUGAUGCCUUGAUGUUCUGUGGCUAUAAGCUUAGUGCUAGCAUGGCUGGUUUUACAAGGAGAAGUUUUCAUGACUAUCCAUUGUUCUUUGGCAGGAGGAUUCAGGAUACCCAAAGGAAUGGAUGUCAUAAUUGGGUCUUUCAUGCUGCACAGAGACCAUGUUGUCUUCCCGGAGCCUGAGGAAUUCAGACCUGAGCGAUUUUCCCCUGAGAAUGCAGCUGGGCGGCACCCGUAUGCAUAUGUGCCUUUCUCUGCUGGGCCAAGGAACUGUAUCGGUAUGUGUGAGAGUCAAAAGUCUGUAUCUCUUCAGAACUCCAGAGCACAGUAUGCUUCUAUCACUGAUCUUUCAAAACAAUUCUCAGCAUCCUUAACAAAUCAUAGUCCCCAGAAUUCUUUAGGAAACCCAUGGCUGUUAGUUUUAUAAUGGACAGUGCAAACACACCUAAGUCUAAAGGUCAUUUCUGCACCAAUACUAUGACCCCCUGCCUUCCAUUUCCCCCACUUUUUCCUUCCUUUCAUUGGCUUGUCCCUCCCCACACACUGUUUGUUUGGGUGGAUUUGAUUAUAUAUCUGUAUAGAAAAAUGCUUAAGUGUUUAAGAAUUUAAAAUUGAGUUUUGGGGACCUGACCACAGUGUGAUGUGUUGAAUAACAAUAAAUAUGCACUACUGCUAUGGUUAAUUGCAUCUUGUACAGUAAUUGCUUUUUAACUUCUCUGCAGGUCAGCGCUUUGCAAAGAUGGAAGAAAUGGCGAUUCUAGCUACCAUCCUGAGGCACUUCUUUAUUGAAAGUACACAGCGACGUGAUCAACUCUGCCCUGUAGGAGAACUGAUUCUUCGUCCAAAUAAGGGCAUCUGGAUUCAGUUGAAAAGGAGAUUGACUUCCUGCUCUUAA